Drosophila innubila is the source of this 2947-nucleotide messenger RNA. Its product is annotated as M-phase inducer phosphatase. NCBI's taxonomy places the organism in Eukaryota, Metazoa, Arthropoda, Insecta, Diptera, Drosophilidae. Gene Ontology annotation, molecular function: protein tyrosine phosphatase activity. Gene Ontology annotation, biological process: positive regulation of G2/M transition of mitotic cell cycle; positive regulation of G2/MI transition of meiotic cell cycle; G2/M transition of mitotic cell cycle. The record is from RefSeq and is a predicted model, not a curated record. Bases 680 to 2209 code for a protein of 509 amino acids. Gene Ontology annotation, cellular component: cytoplasm; nucleus. The transcript has 2 exons.
GUAGCUCCCGCUCCUGCUCUCGCUCCUUUCUUUGCUCCUGCUUCGGCUCCUGCCGUCGCUCCGUUAUACGUUGUACUACUCGCACAAAAGAGCAGCGACGCAACGCGACGUCGACAGCAGAGCCGACGCGUCGGCAGCGGGGGUUGCAGCCGAGCUGCUCUUUAAAACCAGCUGCGCUCGGAUCGAGAACUACAUUUGUUUUCUGUUCGUCGUCGUGUCAACAUCUGCGCCUCGAGCUGCCUUCGUACGGUAGUGCAGUAUUUUUGUGUGUGUGACUGUGUUGAAACGAUUGGAUAAAGUAAUAAAAACGCAGCACACAAAGAACUCACAAAGUAAAUGCAACAACAAUGUUAAAACGGACAAACUAAUGCAACAACUCUCAAAAUAAAUAUGCAAUAUUAGUUAUUAACAACAUAUAAGUAUUUUACAAAUAAACCACAACGAAAAAUCAACAACAAAUGCAGCAACAAACUACACAAAGGACUACACACAACAAAAAGCUGCUAAAAUCGAACUAAAAUCGAACUCAAAUACGAACUAAAAUCAAUUGUAAAUGUGCGUGUGUCAUCAAAAUAGUGCGAAAAUUGUGUUAUAGCAAUUUUCCAAAGCAAAACAUUCAGUGGAAAUACAUAUCUUCAAAAUAGCAAAAGUAGCAAAAAGCAAUAAAAGCAACAACAAAAUGCUGUGGGAAACAAUUGCCGAAGAGAACAACUGCACCAUGGAUUGCAAUAUCAGCAGCAAUGCCAACAGCAACAACAAAAACAGCGCUAACCGCAGCGUUCGUCGCUCCUUGGCGUGCAACAACAACAACAGCAAUGACGUCAUGGCCAUGGAUGCCAUGGACGAGGAGCUUUCCUUCUAUGAUGACGAUGCACUGGCACUACCUCAACAACGUGCCGUCAGUCCGGAACUGCUCGGUCUCCUCUCGCCGGAGGGUUCACCGCAGCGUUUCCACAUUGUGCGCCAGACCAAAAUGCUGCCGUCGACAACAACAGCAACAACAACGACAACGACGGCAACAGCGACGCCAGCGCGCAGCUUUCGGGUCUUCAACAGCCUGUCGUCGACUGGCUCCAUGGAGUCCUCCAUGGAUGAUGAGUACAUGGAGCUGUUUGAAAUGGAGUCGUUCGCCGGCAUCCAGCAGCAGCAGCAGCAGUCUGAAUUCGCCUUUCCCAGCGGCCUCAACUCGCUGAUCAGUGGCCAAAUAAAGGUGACACCCAAGUCGCCGGUUUCCCUGACCAUGAUGAUGCGGCGUCCGUCGGUGCGACGCUGCCUGAGUAUGACAGAGACAAAUAGCAAUCAGCUUGUACAAUCACCACAACAACAACAACAACCAAAGACGCCAGAGACUGCACGGGACUGCUUCAAGCGUCCUGAACCACCCGCAUCGGCCAGCUGCUCGCCCAUCCAGAGCAAGCGACACCGUUGCGUUGAAAAAGAGAAUUGCCCAACACCCACACCUGCACCCACAUCCACAUCCGCAUCCACCAGUAGCCCCACCAUUUCCCAUGCACCACCAUUGCGCAAAUGCAUGUCACUGAAUGAUGCAGAGAUCAUGUCCGCAUUGGCACGCUCCGAGAAUCGCAGCGAACCGGAGCUGAUUGGUGACUUUAGCAAGACUUAUGCCCUGCCUUUGAUGGAGGGACGCCACAGGGAUCUCAAGUCAAUCUCCAGUGAUACAGUGGCACGUCUGCUGAAAGGUGAAUUCGAUCAGCAGGUGGCCAGCUAUCGUAUCAUCGAUUGCCGCUAUCCGUACGAGUUCGAGGGCGGACACAUACAGGGUGCCAAGAAUCUGUAUACACACGAACAGAUACUCGAGGAAUUCCUAACCGCGCAGCAGACUGAGCUGCAGCAGCAGCAAAACGCCGAUGCCGGCAACAAGCGCAACAUUAUCAUCUUUCACUGUGAAUUCUCCUCGGAGCGUGGCCCCAAAAUGUCACGAUUUCUACGCAAUCUGGACCGUGAGCGCAACACAAAUGCGUAUCCGGCCCUGCACUAUCCCGAAAUCUAUCUACUGCACAAUGGCUACAAAGAGUUCUAUGAGACACAAUCCGAGAUGUGUCUGCCGAGCGCAUAUCGGCCAAUGUUGGAGCCAGCCUACAAUGAGGCGUAUCGCCAUUUCCGUGCCAAAUCCAAGUCAUGGAACGGCGAUGGUCUCGGCGGCACCACGGGUCGAUUCAAGAAAUCACGCUCCCGACUGAUGCUGUAAAUGUAAAUAUUUUAAUUGGGUGGCAACUCUCGACACAUUUGUAAAUAACAAAACAAGGCAUAUUUAUUUCAUUUAAACAUUUUAAGUUGAUUUUGUUGAUUUUCGUUUGUUAAUUUAAUAACAUUUAAGCCCUAAUUUUAAGCACACCCAAAUCAUACACUCAGACAAAACACACAGACAAUUGUACAUUUGCCGAACAAGAACAAUUUGAUGUAUUUUUAUUAGUUAUUUGGUUCAAUUUAUUAUUGUUUUUAUGAAAUUUUUGAUUUAGUUCAAUUUAUUUAGAGAUUUAGGUCGAAUUUUAACGUAACAAAAAUGUGCAUUAUAAUCUAAACAAAAAGUUAAUGUCAUAAAAUUUUAAGCCCUCCGAUUACAGUCCCAACAUACAUUACAUAGUUGAUAAGCAGAAAAACAAAUGGCUAAAACUAAAAAAAAAAAAAAAAACCCAAAUCGCACAAUCAUCAUACACAUACAAAAACACACACAUUUUAAUGAUAACUUUAGAUUUAUAAGAGUUGAAAGUUGAAAACUUCUGAUAGGUACAAUUUACGCUUAUUAUUUGUUUAUUUUUAUGUAAUUAAACCACAGUAGUCCCACCCCUCAACUCCCCCAAGAAAGUAAAAAACAAGUUUAUUAUAUAAUGAUUAUUUUAAGCAAAGCUUAUUUUUGCAUCAAAAAAGGCAAUAUUAUUGAACAAAGGCGUAAAUUUUAAAUAUAAAUGACAACACUGAACUGAAA